This is a messenger RNA of Polypterus senegalus (gray bichir), 4295 nucleotides long. It is a transcript of the gene zdhhc20b, whose product is annotated as zinc finger DHHC-type palmitoyltransferase 20b. Gene Ontology annotation, molecular function: protein-cysteine S-palmitoyltransferase activity. Lineage: Eukaryota; Metazoa; Chordata; Cladistia; Polypteriformes; Polypteridae. Gene Ontology annotation, biological process: protein targeting to membrane; synaptic vesicle maturation; peptidyl-L-cysteine S-palmitoylation. The coding region runs from base 78 to 1214 and encodes 378 amino acids. Gene Ontology annotation, cellular component: endoplasmic reticulum; Golgi apparatus. The transcript has 14 exons. The record is from RefSeq and is a predicted model, not a curated record.
CAGCCAGCAGACGAAGCGGGCGGCGCGCAUCCUACAGGCUCGCACGUCACUGCCUGCCGCUGCGGCUCGCAGUAAAGAUGGCGCCUUCUCACGUACUGAGGUGCUGUCAGAGGGUUUUGGCGUGGGUUCCCGUCGUUUUUAUCGCCCUUGUCGUCUGUUGGUCGUACUACGCCUAUGUUGUCGAGUUAUGUAUCUUAACAAUAAUGAACAUUGGGGAGAAAAUUGUUUACCUUGUGAUUUUUCAUCUUUCCUUCGUAAUGUUUGUCUGGUCCUACUGGAAAGCAAUUUUCUCAAACCCAGCUAAUCCAUCCAAAGAUUUCUGUUUGCCCAAGGCUGAUAAAGAGCAAUUUGAAAGAGAAGAAAGGCCAGAAUUGCAACAAGAAAUUCUCAGGAGAGUAGCUAAAGAUUUACCUCUCAGCACAAGGACAGGGACAGGUGCUAUUCGAUAUUGUGACAGAUGCCAAGUAAUUAAACCUGACAGGUGUCAUCACUGCUCUGCAUGUGAUAUGUGUGUCCUGAAAAUGGAUCAUCAUUGUCCUUGGGUGAAUAAUUGUGUUGGAUUUUCAAACUAUAAAUUCUUCAUCCUGUUUUUGGCAUAUUCCUUGAUUUACUGUUUGUUUAUUGCUGCUACUGUUCUUCAGUAUUUUAUUAAGUUUUGGACACUUUGCCGCAGGAAAUCUGCAGAGAAUUGCCCAAAGAAUGAACUUCCCGACUCUCAUGCCAAAUUCCAUGUCUUGUUUCUCUUUUUUGUGGCCGCCAUGUUCUUCAUCAGUGUACUUUCCCUCUUUAGCUACCACUGCUGGCUUGUUGCAAAGAACAGGUCCACUAUAGAAGCAUUCCGUGCCCCCGUGUUUAGAGGAGGUCCUGAUAAAAAUGGAUUUUCAUUAGGAUUCAGGAAGAAUGUUAAAGAAGUAUUUGGAGAUGAAAAGAAAUACUGGUUGUUACCUUUGUUUACCAGCUUAGGCGAUGGAGUAAAUUUUCCAACUCGCCUGGUGCAUGUUGAUGUUGAACAGCCAGCUUCUGAUACACAGUCUGCUUCUGCAAGAUGCAAUAUCACAGAGAAUCAGUCCUCGCAUUCAUCCAGACCUUUAAGUGAGUCUCAGAAUCGCUUGUUGGGAAAUGAGCAUCAUUACAGUGAAGAUGGUUUGAGCGGAAACAACCAUAACAUUGACCCAAAUCACAGUGUAGCAGUUUCAUUGGAAAGUGAUUCAUGAUUGCUCAGUCAAAGGAAUAAUACGUGAUGAAACUGAAUAUUUAUGAAGAUUUAUUUUUAAUAUGGUUUACAGAGAAACUUUUUUUCUGCACUUUGGAAUACUGGAGAAGUCCGUGUGCAAAGAACUGUCUUGCCUUAAGUUAAUUAAUACAAACCAAUUAUUCUUAUGCAACAAAAGGACUUGAAAACUAACCCCUUCCUUUUGUAUUUUUCUGUGUCACAUUUUUAUUUUUUAUUUUUAAAAAAUGUUGAAAUCAGGUGUCUCAAUGUGCUGUACAUAAAAUUGUAGUGAGACCUGGUUAUUUUUCAGGGUGUGUGUUUUAUUAGAUGAUAUAGCUUUAAUAAAAAAUAUUUUGCUCAUAGAUGAUAUCAAAAAAUUUCACAUGCCUGGAGCACAACUGCAAAUGGUAUGUAUGCCAAAAAUAUGCAGAAAAUGUUGUCUUGGAGCAACUUUUGAUAUCAUUUGCCUGAUAGUUUCUUAAUUAUUGGACAAAAUAUUUAAUAUACUCAAAGUAUCUUUUUGGCAAAAAGACUAUAUUUUAGGUACCAAAUCAGUAGUGCAAGAUCAAUAUGUAUAUAUGUACAUAUAUAAAUAUAUAUAUAUAUAUAUACAGUAUAUGUGUGUGUAUUUAAAAAUUGUUUGAGGGCAUGGCUUGGGAGAGUUAUGUACCACCUAAUGUUUCAGUAAUUUAUAUUAUAAAGCAUAGUCUUAAAUAAUGGAUUGGAAAAUACUUUACUUUUUAUGUUUACAGCAAAUUAGAAUAUUUUCAUGUUUAAGCUUUGAUGCAUAUUUGUAUGUAUUCAUCUUGCAACCUAAGCUGAUUGGUUUUAAACUCUAGGACUGCAAAUUUUACACUUCUUACAAUAAACACUACAGAGGACAUAAAUUUAAUUUUGGUAAUGCAGUACAAUUGAAAACAUUGCCAUAGAAUAUAUAGAGCAAACUUAAAAGGGUGUUUUUUUCUAUUAAGUGGAUAAAAUGACUCGAAAUAAUGUUAUAUCAACAUAUAAAUUAACUGUACUCUGGACAAAAUUUCUCAUAUAUUCUGGGUAAUACCACUGCUAUAUGUUGUUAUAAAUUUAUGAACAGUUUCAUGCCUAUUUAUGCAGAAUACGCCUAAAUUGGUAUAGCAAAAAUACAACUAAAUGCAUGUUUUUUUAGACUAUUGUAAACUUCAGUCUUGUUUAUGUGUGUGUGUGUAUGCUUAGAAAUCCAUUAAUUAUACCAUAUAAAUAACAUUUAAUCUAUUAUCUGUAAAUAUUAACCCCACAGGUUUGUAAAGGUUAGUUUAACAGUUCAUGAAGUUUUGAUGUAUAUAUCUGUAAGUUUAAGCCUAAGCUUCAUAAAAGUUACCACAAAAACAAAGCAACGGUUGCUUUAAAAACCUCAAACCUUGUACUUCAUGGAUUUGCUGUGUAUGCAUUGGUUGAAGCAUACUUGAUAUUAGCUGAAUUGAUACUCACUGAAGAGGUAUUUUAGUUAAACAGUUAAAUGUACCCCUCUUUCCUUCUUUGUAAAAAAAAAAAAGGCUUAUCACAUAACAUUCAUAUUUUAUUCCCAGUCCAAUUAUUGCAGAAUGUUUUUAUUUUGUCAUGAAGUGGUUCAAAAUAAGUUAAGACUAAAUGUAACAGAUCAAUAAUGUUUGCAGUGAGAUUUUAAGUACAUUUAAUAUUAAAUAUAAUGUACCUGUCACUUUUGAAAGCAUAUUCUUGACAGUGUAUUCCUACAUGCUGCCUGUGUUUUUUUGUUUUUUGUUUUUUGUUUUUUUUUGUUCCAGGAGUGAAGGUUUAAUUAUUGUAAGCAAAUUAAUUUAGUUGCAUAUAGCCCAAUGUGAGCACUGAAAAAUAGAUAUUCUGUUCAAGAAAAUUCUCACUCUCGUGUAGAAUACAGACAUCUCUUUGUAGCUCAUUUCAUUGCUGUGAAUAAGUUGUAUAAGGUAUAUCAUGCUUACUUAUUUGUUGUGUAGAAUCAGGCUGCAUGAAAGAAAACUGAACUGACCAAAGCAACUAUUUUGGACCUUUACCUUUUGGGGAGGCAAAUUGAGCACCACUGAGGAUGCAAGAAUUUGAUUCUUUCUGAAUGUUUUUAAAUACAACCAUAGGCAAUAUUUGGAAAUGUUUUUAUUGUGAGAUGUGCACAUUGCAGCAGUAUCUCGGGUUGUAUUACUUCAGAUGUAUACACGUUCAAGGCCAUUUGAGCAUAAAUGUACUAAUAAGCACACUGGUUUAUUUACAGUGUAUAUGGCUUUCAUAAAAUUGUUUUGUCAAUACAAAUUAGCUGAAAUUAACCAUUCCCUUUGCAUACUAGUUUCAUAUGACUACACAUGCCAUUAGUUAAAAAUAUUUUAUCUUUUUAAUUACUAAUUUAUUUUUAUGGGAUGCAAUGGACUUACUGAUUUUUGAUAGUAUUUAUAUGUAUACAGUAUAACUUUUCCUUUAAUUACCUAUUAGUACUCAUUAUUUGUCUUUGGCUGAAUAUUCUUGUUUUACUUUUUAAAAUUAUUUUCCAAUCUCCUUAAUCUGUACCUGUAUAUUUGUAUAAAACUUUAAUCUCAUAUGUAUGUGUUCUUGAAGGCAAACUGUAUAUUUGUAUGUUCAGUGUUGUACAAUUAUAACAUAUUAUUGCUGAGAUUGAGUUGGUAGGGUAAAAAGCAUGGAGUAUUGUACUGUAAAUUAAGUUAGGUUUAUACAAUUAUAUCAAAACAGCCAUAUAUAUUUUUGAACUUGUGCACUCCAUUAUUUUGAUAUAAUUGGGAUAAUUUGAAGGUUUAUGUAAUUUCUUGUGUGUACUUAUCAGAAAGUUAAAAAAUUGAAUGCAAGCCAUAUGAAUAUUGUCCAAUUACAAUGGACCAGUAUACAAUAUGAAUGAGUAUUAUUUGAACUAUUUACUGCAUUUUGUGUUUUAUAUGCAUGUGUAAAAGGAAAAAAAGCUGUUUUUGCCGCAAGCCAAGUUUCUAUUUGUCCGUGUAAAAUGCAAAAAAAUACAGCACUCGGUUUGCACAUUUUUAUGUAGUUAUUUUUUUAAAAAUGCCCAUUGACUGUGGUUAAUUGAUUAAAAUUAAACGAAUAAAAACUGUUUUAA